CCUCUAGCCCGGCGACAUGAGGAGGCUGCUCACGGUCUGGUGGCUCCUCUUCACCGGGGGAGCGCACCGGGCCACCGGGAGCCUGACCGGGGUACCGACCCGGAACCUCACCGGGAGCAUGACCGGGGUACCGACCGGGAGCCUGACCGGGGUACUGACCGGGAACCAGACCGGGACCCGGACCGCCCUCGGCCCCGGAGGAGGCCACCUCAGCAUCGGGGACGGGUCCUCGCAGGAGUUCGAGUUUCCUGAAAACACCGACGGGGUGAUCGUGAUCUCCAGCCGGUACCGGAGCCCCGGGGGCCGGGACGGGACCCUAACGGUCCGCUCCAUGGACCCGGAGGUCCUCCGCAUCCUGAACGUCACGUCCGGCGGCCAGGCGACCAGCUUCCUCAUCAGCAUCCGGUCCGGGAUCCCGGGCACGGCCCAGCUGCGGAUCCAGCUGCUGGACCUGGAACGGGACUCGGUGCCGGUCCUGGUGGAGGAGAGGACGGACUACUCCAUCCGGGUCUCGCCCGGGGCCGACGACCCGGCCAGCCGCCUGGUCCAGUCCGGGGGUCUGGCCCACUUCUCGGAGAACCCGGUGCUCUUCGCCCUGCUGCCCCUCAUCUUCGUCAACAAGUGCGCGUUCGGGUGCAAGGUGGAGGUGGGGGUGCUCCGGGGUCUGCUGCGGAGCCCCGCCCCCCUGCUGCUGGGGGUCCUGGGCCAGUUCCUGGUGAUGCCCCUGUACGCCUACACCGUGUCCCGGCUGGCCCAGCUGCCCCAGGCGCUGGCCCUGGGCCUGGUCAUCACCUGCUCGGCCCCCGGGGGAGGGGGGGGGUACCUGUACAGCCUGCUGCUGGGGGGGGACGUGACCCUCGCCAUCUCCAUGACCCUGGUGUCCACGGUGGUGGCGGCCGCAGCCAUGCCGCUCUCGGCGGCGCUGUACGGCCGGCUGCUGGGGGUCCACGCCGCCCUGCACGUGCCCUUCGUGAAGAUCCUGGGGACCCUCCUCUUCAUCGCCAUCCCCAUCUCGCUGGGCAUGCUGGUCAAGCUGCGGCUCCCGGCCCUCACGCGCGUGCUGCUGGCGCUCAUCCGGCCCUUCAGCUUCCUGCUCAUCAUCGGGGGGAUCUUCAUGGCCUACCAGAUGGGCGCGUCCAUCCUGGCCAACGUGCGGCCGCAGAUCGUGGCGGUGGGGGUCACCGUGCCCAUGCUGGGGCUGGUGGUCGGGGCGCUCAUGGCGAAGGUGGCGGGCCUGGCCACGCCCCAGAGGAAGACGGUCAGCAUCGAAGUGGGCGUCCAGAACAGCCUGCUGGCGCUCGCCGUCAUGCAGCUGUCCUUCCGCCGGGUGGAGGCGGACUUCGCGUCCCAGGCGCCGUUCAUCGUGGCGCUCAGCAGCACGUCGGAGAUGCUGCUCCUGGUGCUGGGGUACUACGCCCGGCAGAAGCUGUGUGGUGGCCCCCCGGACCCCGGGACCGACGCCUGAUUGUAGUUCUGGUUCUGAACUCUUUCCACAGAUGAACCCGUUCCCGCCGGUGGACAUUUGGCGUCCCUCAGCUUCGGCGCCAUGGCGACCAGCGACCAGCGGUCCCGGCGUCACUGUGGCUCCACGCAGCCGUGAACACAACUUUUCUGAUUCUUUUUGUCGUUUUCAUACUUUUCGUGAAAACCAAAGGCCUUUUACCCCCCCGAGACCUUUUUUUUGUGUUUAUUUUACACAAAGUACUUUUUAAAUCAGAUUAUACUGUGAGGUACUCAAUGUAAAUAUUCCUACAGAGAGAAAUACCUAUAAAAGAAAAGAUAUUUUUCUACCAGAUUACUUUUUGUAAUCAAAAAAGGCAAAAAAAAACAAACGGAUUUGUAUAUCAUGUUUACAAAAGGUCCAUGUGUCUUAGCCCGGGCGGGGGCGGGAUCGGGGGGGGAAGUGGAAUCGUGUAUGAAUCAAACAGGAACAUGACGAUGAUGAUGAUGAUGAUUUGAAAGUUUAUUUGUUUAUUAAUGAUUGUGUUUCCUGGAUUUCAAAAUCCAAGUACUUGAAUAUGCGAGAAAGGAACUGAAGAUAAAAUGGAAUAAAAAACCUUGUUGAAGCUGA
This is a messenger RNA of Limanda limanda (common dab), 2071 nucleotides long. RefSeq names its product solute carrier family 10 member 3 (gene slc10a3). Lineage: Eukaryota; Metazoa; Chordata; Actinopteri; Pleuronectiformes; Pleuronectidae. Gene Ontology annotation, molecular function: bile acid:sodium symporter activity. Bases 17 to 1465 code for a protein of 482 amino acids. Gene Ontology annotation, biological process: bile acid and bile salt transport. The transcript has a single exon. Gene Ontology annotation, cellular component: membrane. The record is from RefSeq and is a predicted model, not a curated record.